Seminavis robusta is the source of this 405-nucleotide messenger RNA. The record is from the annotation of a GenBank genome assembly. Lineage: Eukaryota; Bacillariophyta; Bacillariophyceae; Naviculales; Naviculaceae.
AUGGGAGAUGACAACGCUUCUGUCAACAGGAGGAAGAGAGAAGCCGAAGUUCGUGCCGUGGCUGAGUUUCGUUCUUCCAUCAGCGAUGCUCUGUCCAACAUGUCCCACGCCGCUUUGUUGACCGAGCUACGUGAAGCUGAGAAUCGCUGCGUCAUGUACGAAGAACGGGCCCUCACUACCGAACUACCUCGUGUGAAGAAACUCUAUGACGAAACUGUCAGGAAGCUUGAGAAGCGAAUCACAAAGAUCCAGGAAAUGGUGGAUGCCAUCAUGGAGCAGAAUGCAAGCGCCAAAGGACCGAGGAAGUCCAAGAUACCGAGGAGGAAGAUAGCAUUGCCCAGGAGAGUGGAAGCACUGGCUAUUGAAAGUGGCCAUGGUCGCAUUGUUUGUGUUGUGUUGAAGUGA